Molecule: messenger RNA, 210 nt
Organism: Scutellospora calospora
Lineage: Eukaryota; Fungi; Glomeromycota; Glomeromycetes; Diversisporales; Gigasporaceae
Source: the annotation of a GenBank genome assembly
CAAUAGAUAAUAUAGUGAUAGAUGAUAUAGUAAUAGCAACCUCUAGUAAAAUUCUUAAUAAAAAUGCUAGUGAAACUAGUAAAACAAUCUUAGAAAUUACUGGUGAAAAUAGCAGUAAAACUACUUGUAAAAUCAAUAAUAAAACCACUAGCAAAAUCACUAAUGAAACUGCUAGUGAAACUGCUAGUAAAACUACUAGUAAAAUUACUA